AUGUCUGAUACCUACAAGCCUCCGUCUGGGCCAAAAGCUACCCGUACGAUGGACGAUGGUCGUCAAGCAGAUCAGUCUCGAGACCAAUCUUCGAGAGGAGGUCAUCGAGGAGGAAGAGGUGGUGGACCAGGUCACGCUGGACACAAUGGAAGGCCGAGUGGACCCGGCAGAUAUCCUACUGGACCGGUGGGAAAGCGUUUCCCCGAUCGUGACAACUACAGACCAUCUGAUAGAUAUAGUACACCACGAGACGACGACCGGUUUUCAGGCAACAAACGUCCAUUUCCUGGCGAUAAUGAUCAUGUAAAUAAAAGAGGAAGAGGUUCUAUGAGAGGACGUGGUGGUGGACCUUCAGGGAGGCAACCUCCUCAAAAGGGACGUCGAGAUUACGAAAGCUCAGCGAAAGAUACCAGUGCUGAACCUGGUGCAAAAUCCUUUAAUUAUUCCAACGAUGCAUAUCACGACGAACGGUAUGACAACAGUUAUGAGGGCUCUCAGAAAUAUAGUAAACCAUCAGGUCCACGGGCGUUUGAUAGAGGCAAUCGUGGACGAGGACGUGGUGGUCUGGCUCGCGGAGGAAGGGAUAAUAAUACUAGAGGCGGGCGGUUCGAUGCUUCUUCUGGCAGUAGGAUUCAGCAAUCCGGGGCUGGCUCGACGUUGCCCACUACUCCAAAGGCACAACGUGCUCCAGUUCCCAAACUAGCGUUGUCUCAAAUGUACUCGGUCAAGACCCCGACGGCAGAAGUUUACAAAAGAGUUCAGCAGGUGGGUGAAGGAACGUACGGCAAGGUUUAUAAAGCACAGAACGUGUUGACAGGGCAGUUUGUGGCACUAAAGAAGUUGAGGUUAGAAGCUGAACGUGAAGGUUUCCCCAUCACAGCUAUGCGUGAGAUCAAGUUAUUGCAAUCAUUUGAUCACCCUAAUGUGUUGGGACUCUUGGAAAUGAUGGUAGAACACAACCAAAUAUUCAUGGUGAGUGAUUAUAUGGAUCAUGAUUUGACAGGAUUGUUAACACAUCCCGAUUUGCAACUCAGUGAGAGCCAUCGCAAGUUCAUCUUCAAACAACUCAUGGAAGGAAUAAACUAUUUGCAUUGCCGCAGGAUCAUUCAUAGGGAUAUCAAGGGGUCUAAUAUCUUGUUGGAUAGUAUUGGGCGACUUAAAAUUGCCGAUUUCGGAUUGGCUCGUACAAUGAAAACGGUGAAAGACACAGAAAGUCCCGAUUAUACGAAUCGAGUCAUAACGAUAUGGUACCGUCCACCUGAGCUUCUUUUGGGCUCGACAGAUUAUGGUAGAGAGGUGGAUAUUUGGGGUGUUGGAUGUUUGUUAAUUGAGCUCUACAUUAAGAGAGCAGCGUUUCAAGGAUUUGACGAAAUCGGUCAACUCAACAAAAUCUACAAUAUAAUGGGUACCCCUACCGUCGAAGAUUGGCCCACAAUAGAAAACCUUCCUUGGUUUGAAAUGUUACGGCCUAGAAUCAAUCGGUCCAGCAGUUUCAAGGAACUUUUCGGAUCUGCAAUGUCUGAGCAAAGUUUUGACUUGGCUCAAGAUCUUUUAAAAUAUAACCCUGCAAAGAGGUGGACGGCUCUGGAAGCACUUGAACACCCAUAUUUCACCACUGAACCGUUACCGGAGCCAUUGCAUAUGUUGAAAGAUAUCAAGGGAGAAUGGCACGAGUUUGAGACCAAGAAGAGAAGACGCCAGGAGCGGAAGAGAGUGCAGGAAGAGGCUAAAGCAGCAGCUCAAAAGGAUCAGCUUAGCAAGAGUAUAGCUGAGGAUUCGGGAGCAGAACAGACGGGAGAAGCAAAAGAACCAACAGAAACAGCUGAACCAGAAACAGGUAAAUCAGUGGAAGAUGCUGUUUCUGUUACUGUUCUGAUGGAUCAGCCGGCUUCUCCGGAUGAGGGGAAACUCAAGCACGAAGAAGACGACAAAGCAGCAACAACUGCCGAGACAAUUGGGUCGGUUGCAGCUUCUACAGGAGAUACGCCAAAUGCCUGA
This is a messenger RNA of Meyerozyma guilliermondii ATCC 6260, 1998 nucleotides long. Its product is annotated as cyclin-dependent serine/threonine protein kinase. Gene Ontology annotation, molecular function: cyclin binding; ATP binding; RNA polymerase II CTD heptapeptide repeat kinase activity. The transcript has a single exon. Gene Ontology annotation, biological process: protein phosphorylation; transcription elongation by RNA polymerase II; positive regulation of transcription elongation by RNA polymerase II. The record is from RefSeq and is a predicted model, not a curated record. NCBI's taxonomy places the organism in Eukaryota, Fungi, Ascomycota, Pichiomycetes, Serinales, Debaryomycetaceae. Bases 1 to 1998 code for a protein of 665 amino acids. Gene Ontology annotation, cellular component: cyclin/CDK positive transcription elongation factor complex; nucleus.